AUGAAACCGGUCCAGUUGCCGGACGCCACGUCAGGUACUAUUUUCGAGGUGCCCGAUGUUGUCGGGCAGCGGCGGUUCAGACAGCUGCUGAGUGUCGACGAUGGGGGAGGUGGGGAGAACGGGGAUAGCGGAGAAGGCGGGAACGGCGGGGAGGGCGGGAAAGGCGGGGGGGGUGGGGAAGGCGCAGCCUUGGAAGGAACAGGGCUUCGGGAUUUGCAGGAGGAGCAGCGGCGAAAGCAGCAGAAGCAGGAGCAAGGGGGGUCCGGUUCUAUGCUUGAAAUGGUGGUAACAGUCGAACCAUCGCCAACAGACGUUCUUACUAAUAGUACCGGGUCCGUUACAAGCGAGAACAAACUCUUCGUGGAUUCCCCCAAGGUACAGCGCGAGUUGCGCGCAGUGGAGGAGCGCAGCGGCAUUCCCUGGGCCUCCCUGCCCGCCGCUUGGUGGGGCGACGCCGCGCCAUGGCCGAAACUACCGGGAAGCUACCUCUGGGACGACCGUGGCAGCAGCGAGAACGAUAGUAUCGAAAGUGACAAUAACGAGAGCGGGAGCGACAGUGCCUCGGGGGCGCUCCCCGGUCCCCGUUCCCCGCGCCGCCGCCGCUUCCUGUUCUUCUCCCUGCGCAACGAGGCGUGCGCGGGCGUGGCGCACACGCGCACCAGCCUCGCCUGCCAGCUGUCCGUCGCGCGCGCGCUCCGCCGCACGCUGCUGGUGGACGCGUCCAAGUGCACCGCGCCCGAGCACGAGCGCGCCGCGGGCACGCGGCGGCACGUGCAGCCUUUGUUCGCGUACUUUGACCUGGCGCGCGUGAGCCUUGCGCCCGUGCUUCCGCUGCAGCGGUUCGCGCAGGAGAGCGCGCGGUGGGGGGAGCGGAACCGGGGAGGGGCGGGGGAUGAGCAAGGAGAACGGAUUGAGAAUGGGGAGAAUCGGGAGGAUGGGGAGUGGGCGCAACAGGGGGAGCGAGGACGGCAGGUGAAGGGUCAGGCGGAACGGUUAACUGCUGCAAUAGCUCCGGAAUCGGCAAGCCUGGAGGACCUGCUUCGGCUAUCCGAGCCUGACCUGCUGGUUCGGCAGGCAGCCACGGGAUUUGUGGACUGCGAAGAUCCCAGGAACGGCGGCCUGGUGUCUUCUGAUUGGUCGGCCAUAGAGUACCGGCAGGAGCUGUGGGCGGUAGUGUGGCAGAUUAUAGCGACCUCUUCCUUCCUGCCUCAUCCCCCUAUUCUCUUUGCCCUCCCCUUCCUCUCCCUCCCUCAGCCUACUAGAGAAGCUCCCCCACCUCAUUCCCCCUCGGGAGACCGCCUGGCACAGAAGCUCCCCCGCCUCAUCCCCCCCGGGCAGUCGGUGUACAUCGCGAGUGACGAGGCCCCCUCCUUGUUUGACCAUCUCGCGUAUACCCUUAUGCACCGCUCUGCCUUGUUCCCUCCACUUGCUCCCCCUUCGCUUGCCCUCCCUCAGCCUGGCAAGAAGCUCCCCCGACUCAUCCCCCCGGGCAGUCGCCUAGCACAGAAGCUCCCCCAACUCAUCCCCCCCGGGAGGUCGGUGUUUAUUGCGAGUGACGAGGCCCCCUCCUUCUUUGAUCCGCUGCGCGCGAGUCCAGGCGGGCAAAGGAACGAAGUGGGCGGAGGAAGGGAAAGAGGGCAAGGGGAGCACCAGAGCGGUGGGGGCCAAGCGGUGCAAGUGGGAGACGAGGGGCAAGGGGGGGACGGGGGGCAAGGGGGACAAGAGGGCGGAGGAAAGGGAGGGGGUGGAGGGGGCGGAAGGGGGCUGUACCGAGUGCACAUGCUGGGGGAUUAUGCGCACCUGUGGGGGGAAGGCAGCGACUGGUGGAGGGCGCAACUGGCCCUCAUGAAGGGGCAGGGGGAGGUGGCAUUUGAUUCGUACAUGGAGGGGCAGGGGGAGGUGGCAUCUGAUUUUUCCAUGGAGCAUUUCACGUGCGACAGCUCCUCUACGCUAGCUAUGACGGCCACUCGUUUGCUCUGGGCGCUUCUGGCGAUUCUCGCCCUCUCAUGCCACUCUGACGCCAGAAUGCUCCAAGCAGUCCCCGCCAUUCCCGCCGACCCCGCCAUCCCCCCCGACCCCGCCAACCCCGCCGACCCCGCAAACCCCGACGUCACUACCAAUCCCGUCAUUAUCACCGAUCCCGUCCCCGACUUCGAGCAACAAACCUUGGAACCUACCGACAGUCCCGGAACUCCCGCUCCCUCCGGAAACCUCGCCGGCACCGCCGCCGCGCCGAACCCGAAAGCGAGAGGUCCCGCCGGCCACAAGGUCACUGCCGCCAACCCCAAGGGCAAGGUGAAUGCACCCAACCCCAAGGGGAAGGCCCCCGAGGGUAAGGCUGCUCCCGGCGGAAAGCAGGCUCCGGGCGGAAAGCAGGCGCCGGGCGGAAAGCAGGCCCCGGGUGGAAAGCAGGCACCGGGCGGAAAGCAGGCGCCAGGCGGAAAGCAGGCGCCAGGCGGAAAGCAGGCGGCAGGAGGAAAGCAGCAGGGCGCAGGCGGCGCAGGCGCAAUCCGCGGACCAAAGGCGCAUCCCGCCCCCAGCCCCGCCGCUGGUCCCGCGGUCGCCCCCAGCCCCAGCUCGGCGGAAAACAAGAAGAAGCCGCUGGGGAAGCAGGUGGGGAAGGUGGGGACCGUUCUCCGCGGAUCGUCAGUCAUCACCGCAGCCGGCGGCGACGAGAACGCAACGGGCAACGCGAUCCUGACCGUCUAUAAGAGCGGCGCGAAGAUGAACGUCAGGUAUAUCCUGUCCGUGCGGCGCGUGUCUGCGGCCCAGCUGCCGAUGGGUGCGACGAUUAACAGCGGCGGAAGCAACGCGACUGGGCCGGUGGUGGUCGAUUUCGCCGGAGCUGAUUGGGUGAACACGACGGGCGUUGUUCGCACGCAGGCUGGUGACGUCGUUCUCGCGUCGUCCGUCGCAGAGAACUCGACGGAGGCGGCUGUCGCCGAGGCCGCGGACGUCCAUCUCAGCUAUGCGACGACUGGAGUGUGGGAAGACGUCGCCAACAUUCGCACGGCCUCUGGCGAGGCCCUUUCCACCGUGAUCGAUAAAAUUCUGGCUGACCCGGGCAGCUUUUACCUGGUUGUCGCAACCCCGAAUUUCAGCGAGGGGGCUGUGCGCGGGCAGCUGCGCAAGGGCACCGGCGCAACUGUGCUUCCGCCAGGCCAUCAGCGCCAGUGGGAGCAACGGGGGAAGAAGAAGGCAGGUAAGGGGGAGAAGGGAAAACCUCCCCGCAACUAG
Messenger RNA from Closterium sp. Naga37s-1, 3237 nucleotides. NCBI's taxonomy places the organism in Eukaryota, Viridiplantae, Streptophyta, Zygnematophyceae, Desmidiales, Closteriaceae. The record is from the annotation of a GenBank genome assembly.